AUGGGGUCCCUGCCACGCUCCCUGGCCCGGGCGCCGCGGCCGCCGCCGCUGCCGCUGCUGCUGCUGCUCCUGUCAGCCUUCGCAGCCGUCGCCGCCGCCGCCCGUGGCCGCUCGCUCCCGGGGAGGUUCGGCUGUUUGUUUGAGGACGACCUUUGUAGACCAUUUGAAAUCUGUAUAAAUGAUGGAGUGUUUGGAAGAUGCCUGCAAGGACCUAUGAUAGACACAUAUCAAUAUGAAGUUUCACCCCCAAUUCUUGAGCACCUAAGGACCAUCUUGCAGAAGCUCUCCCAUAGAGGUUUUACUUGGCAGGAUGAUUUUACUCAGGGCACUGUAGCCCAGGAACUUGCAAAUAUACCGAAAAUCUACCGGUGGCAACCUGAAUCUCUUGCAAGUGACGGAGUCAACUCAAUCAGGACCUCAAAGCCAAAGGUUGAUAAUAAAAGGCCAUCUACCCUUGAAAAUGAUAUCGACUUGGCCAAGAGUCUUCAGCAGUAUCUCACAUACCUGAGUAUUCUCACCCGUGCUUCAAGUCCUAAUGUAUAUCCCCGGAUUAAGAAUGACAAAGCUGAUGUUCAGGACAAUAUCUUUCCUGAACGUCUACUAAAUUACAUAGUUCAGAAGGCCAGAGGAAGUACCCCUGCACUGACCUAUGUUCCCAUAUCUCAUCCAAAUUAUCCUGAUAAUCCCUCCCGGAGGACCUUCAGCCCAAUCCAGACAGACUCAUUCUCCUACAGCCUGGACCCGGAUCUUGACAAACAGAAUCUGAUUGCUGCUCUCAAGGCCUACAUAGCUCAGAAUAUGGCAGAGGAGAACCCUGACAAAGGACCCAGUGGAAGGACUAGGAGUAGCCUUCAUUCCAAUAGUGGGUUUCUCCCACCAUACAACGAAGCCUUCUCCAAAGAGGAGGAAACGGAUGUGAAGGCAAAACCACUUUUCCUCCUGAAAACGGGAUUGAGAGAUCUAAAUCCUGGCUCUGGAAAAUCAGUUCAAAAAUUAUCAUCUGUGCCUGGGGAUGCCAAGGACCCUUUGAGUACACUGGAUGAAACCUUGAUUCAGAAUGUCCUGAAGGAUCUGAGGAAGCAACAGGGAACCAUAGACAACCUGAGUCCCUUGGAGCUGCAAAAGAUGGCCAAUGUGAUUACAGAUGUCAUGCAAGGCUCAAAUACAGAAGUACCAGGAAUGGUGGGAAGUGAGAUUGUAGGAGAACAAAGGGAACAAGAAAUGAAGAGGGUCAACAGUCCAGAAUCAAAAAACUAUCAAAAUGACUUGAUGGUUGAAGAUAAUUUGCCAGGUAACAGAGUGCAGGAAAGUGAUGACAGAGUUGAUGAAAAGGUGAAAGAUUUGGAUACCAAAUUCGUGAAUGAGCAGGAGACUCAGUUUUUGUCUGAAGGACUACCUUCUGAAAAACCUUUUAAAACAGAGACCAAGAAAUCAGAGGAUACUGAAUCUUCCCUUUCCUCUGAAGAAGAGAAUGUCGGGGUUGAAAAUGUGAAGAGUGAGACCUAUUCCCAAGAAUUGACAGCAGAGAAGAAACCAGUUGCUGAACCAAAUGCCAAUGAAUUUGUGGAGUUCCAGGACUGGAUCCAGGGUACUCUGAAACAAGAUGAAAGGCUUUCUGAAGGACCUCCCAAAAUUCCAGGGGAAGGUCUACAAUUAGAAGUGAAGUCUUCUGAUGAAGAAGAAUAUGGUUACAUUAUGACAGAGGAAGACCCUCUGAGUGUGGAGAAGGGGAAGAAGUUGAUCAAGGAAGUGGUACAGCUACUGAAGUUGCCCCCGACCGCCAUUGUGGAUGUCAAGUGUCCACAGCUACUGUUGAUUGAUUGUGGAAUUGGGGCAGACCAUAUCUCAUUCAGCAUGCUGGGACCAGCAGUGACCUUCAAAGUGAGCUCCGGUUUCCAAAACAUGACAACUGCAGAAGUUGCAAAGGCAACAGCUGACAACAAAGACAAGCUUGAAAAAGCCUCAGGACUGAAAAUUCUCCGAACUGGAAUUGGGUCGGAGCUGUGCCGUCAGCGCAUGGCUGUCAAGACAUCUGAUCGCCCGGAGCCUCUGCACACUUCCCGUAUCAACAGUGUUUCAUCACAGUUCAGUGAUGGUCCCAUUCCCAGUCCCUCUGCUCGGAGCAGCACUUCUUCCUGGUCUGAGGAACCAGUCCAGUCUAACAUGGACAUCUCCACCGGUCACAUGAUCUUGUCCUACAUGGAAGACCAUUUGAAGAAUAAGAACCGGCUGGAGAAAGAGUGGGAAGCACUCUGUGCCUACCAAGCUGAGCCAAACACAUCUCUGGUAGCCCAGAAGGAAGAGAAUGUGCAGAAGAAUCGCUCUCCUGCUGUGCUCACAUAUGAUCAUUCCAGGAUACUUUUGAAAUCUGAAAAUAGCCACAACAAUUCUGACUACAUCAAUGCAAGUCCCAUUAUGGAUCAUGACCCUAGAAAUCCUGCAUAUAUUGCUACCCAAGGACCACUUCCAGCUACUGUGGCUGACUUUUGGCAGAUGGUCUGGGAGAACGGCUGUGUCGUUAUUGUCAUGCUGACACCCCUCACGGAAAACGGAGUCAAGCAGUGCUACCACUAUUGGCCAGAUGAAGGGUCCAACCUUUACCACAUCUAUGAGGUAAAUCUGGUAUCUGAGCAUAUCUGGUGUGAAGAUUUCCUAGUGAGAAGCUUUUAUUUGAAAAAUCUUCAAACCAAUGAAACCCGGACCGUAACUCAGUUCCAUUUCCUUAGUUGGUAUGACCAGGGAGUUCCUUCUUCUACAAGAUCACUUCUGGAUUUCCGCAGAAAAGUUAACAAGUGCUACAGGGGCCGUUCUUGUCCAAUUAUUGUUCAUUGCAGUGAUGGCGCUGGAAGGAGCGGCACCUACGUGCUGAUUGACAUGGUUCUCAAUAAGAUGGCCAAAGGUGCUAAAGAGAUUGAUAUUGCUGCUACCCUGGAGCACUUGAGGGACCAGAGACCAGGCAUGGUCCAGACAAAGGAGCAGUUUGAGUUUGCCUUGACAGCCGUGGCAGAGGAAGUAAAUGCAAUACUAAAGGCACUCCCCCAGUGA
Molecule: messenger RNA, 3045 nt
Organism: Gracilinanus agilis (Agile Gracile Mouse Opossum)
Lineage: Eukaryota; Metazoa; Chordata; Mammalia; Didelphimorphia; Didelphidae
Gene: PTPRN2
Product: protein tyrosine phosphatase receptor type N2
Exons: 23
Coding region: 1-3045 (1014 amino acids)
Biological process (GO): protein dephosphorylation
Cellular component (GO): secretory granule
Molecular function (GO): protein tyrosine phosphatase activity
Source: RefSeq, a predicted model, not a curated record